Molecule: messenger RNA, 192 nt
Organism: Triticum turgidum subsp. durum (durum wheat)
Lineage: Eukaryota; Viridiplantae; Streptophyta; Magnoliopsida; Poales; Poaceae
Source: the annotation of a GenBank genome assembly
AUGGUUUGCUUUCGGCUGUUCCCGUUCCUCCUCGGCACGGCCAUCGGCGUGUACGCGGCUCAGAACUACAAGGUCCCGAAUCUCCGCCGCCUCGCCAAGCGCUACGAGGAGGAAUACCGCACGAAGCCAGAAAUCGCUGGCGAGGGGAGGAAGAAGAAGGUGCAGGUGGAGAUCGACGAUGAGGAGGAGUAG